GGACCGGCCCCGGCCCCGCCUUUUCUCCGCCUCCUUCUCGCGAGGCUUCGGGGCCGCCUCGCGAGAUCUCGCCCGUCAGCCCGCCGAAGCACCCGGCUUUCCCCCCAACCCUGUGGCGAGUGAUUGGGACCAGGAUGGACUGGUUGUGAUUCCUGGCAGAGCACGAGGACAAGCACCCCCCCCCCCUUCCCCCAAGAUGAAAGUGGAUCGGACGAAGCUGAAGAAAACCCCCACGGAGGCGCCCGCUGACUGCCGGGCCCUCAUUGAGAAGCUGAAGGCGUGCGGUGAUGAGCAGCUGGUGGCUGAGCUGCAGCAGAUCAAGACAUGGAACAUUGGGAAGUGCGAGCUGUACCACUGGGUGGAUCUCCUGGAUCGCUUCGACGGGAUCCUGGCGGAAGCCGGGCGGCCGGUGGAGAACAUGUCCUGGAUGCUGGCCUGCGACCGGCCCGAGCGGGAGCAGCUCAAGGCCCUGCUCUUGGCUCUGCUCAACUUCACGGCGCUGCUCAUCGAGUACAGCUUCUCCCGGCACCUCUACAGCUCCAUCGAGCACCUCACGACGCUCCUGGCCUCCUCGGACAUGCAGGUGGUGCUGGCCGUGCUCAACCUGCUCUACGUCUUCAGCAAGCGCUCCAACUACAUCACCCGCCUGGGCUCCGACAAGAGGAGCCCCCUCCUGUCCCGCCUCCAGCACUUGGCUGAGAGUUGGGGAGGAAAAGAGAACGGAUUCGGCUUGGCCGAGUGCUGCCGGGACCUGCACAUGAUGAAGUACCCCCCCAGUGCCACCACCCUUCACUUCGAGUUCUACGCCGAGCCAGGCGUCGAGGUGAAGGUGGACAAGAGGGCCACCAGCACCACCCUACACUACAUCCACAUCGAGCAGCUGGACAAGAUUUCAGAGAGCCCCUCGGAGAUCAUGGAAUCCCUCACUAAGAUGUACAGCAUCCCCAAAGACAAGCAGAUGCUUCUCUUCACCCACAUCCGCCUGGCUCAUGGCUUCUCCAACCACAAGAAGCGGCUGCAAGCGGUGCAAGCCCGGCUCCACGCCAUCUCCAUCCUGGUGUACUCCAAUGCUCUGCAGGAGUCAGCCAACAGCAUCCUCUACAACGGCCUCAUCGAGGAGCUGGUGGACGUGCUCCAAAUCACUGACAAGCAGCUUAUGGACAUUAAAGCAGCUUCCUUACGGACCCUCACCUCUAUUGUCCAUCUGGAGCGAACCCCAAAGCUGAGCAGCAUCAUCGACUGCACCGGCACCGCUUCCUACCACGGCUUCCUCCCCGUCCUGGUCCGCAACUGCAUCCAAGCCAUGAUCGACCCCUCCAUGGAGCCCUAUCCCCACCAGUUCGCCACCGCGCUCUUCUCCUUCCUCUACCACUUGGCCAGUUACGACGCCGGCGGCGAGGCUUUGGUCUCCUGCGGCAUGAUGGAAGCGCUGCUAAAGGUGAUCAAGUUCUUGGGGGACGAGCAGGACCAGAUCACCUUCGUCACCAGAGCCGUGCGGGUGGUGGAUCUCAUCACCAACCUGGACAUGGCAGCCUUCCAGUCCCACAGUGGCCUCUCCAUCUUCAUCUACCGCCUCGAGCACGAGGUGGAUUUGUGCCGCUGCGAGUGCCCCUUCGUCAUCAAGCCCAAGGUGCAGCGUCCCCCUGCUGCCACCCUCCCUGAGGGCGAGGAGAUGGAGACGGACAUGGAAGUGACCGACGUGGCCAUGGAGAGCAGCCCUGGUCCCUCAGCUGAAGCCCGACAGGAGCCAGCCCCAUCCUCGAGCACCGCUGCUGUGCCCAGCACCAGCACUGCCACCACCUCCUCCCCACGCGGGGGAGUCCAGUGCAUCCCUCAGCGUGCCGCUCUGCUCAAAUCCAUGCUGAAUUUCCUUAAGAAAGCCAUCCAAGAUCCUGCUUUCUCCGAUGGUAUCCGUCAUGUGAUGGACGGCUCGCUGCCCACCUCCCUGAAGCACAUCAUCAGCAACGCCGAGUAUUACGGCCCCUCGCUCUUCCUCCUGGCGACCGAGGUGGUGACGGUCUUCGUGUUCCAGGAGCCUUCGCUGCUCUCCUCCCUGCAGGACAACGGCCUCACCGAUGUCAUGCUCCAUGCCCUCCUCAUCAAGGAUGUCCCGGCCACUCGGGAGGUGUUGGGCUCCUUGCCCAACGUCUUCAGCGCCCUUUGCCUCAACGCCCGCGGGCUCCAGUCCUUCGUGCAGUGCCAGCCCUUCGAGAGGCUCUUCAAGGUGCUGCUGUCCCCCGACUACCUCCCGGCCAUGCGGCGACGGCGCAGCUCCGACCCCUUGGGAGACACAGCCUCCAACCUGGGCAGCGCCGUGGACGAGCUGAUGCGGCACCAGCCCACCCUCAAGACUGAUGCCACCACUGCCAUCAUCAAGCUCUUAGAGGAGAUUUGCAGCCUGGGCCGGGACCCCAAAUACAUUUGCCAGAAGCCCUCGAUGCAGAAAGCGGAUGGGACAGCAACGGCGCCCCCCCCGCGCUCCCCCCAUGCUGCGGAGGAAGCCUCCAGUGAGGAUGAGGAGGAGGAGGAAGUUCAGGCCAUGCAGAGCUUCAGUGCUACCCAGCAGAGCGAGGCCGAGCCCAGCCAGCAGGUGGUGGGCACCGAGGAGCGAAUCCCUAUCCCCUUGAUGGAUUAUAUCCUCAAUGUGAUGAAAUUCGUGGAGUCCAUCCUGAGCAACAACACCACGGACGAUCACUGCCAGGAGUUCGUGGCCCAGCGGGGGCUGCGGCCCCUCGUCACCAUCCUGGGCCUUCCCAACCUCCCCGUCGACUUCCCCACGUCCGCAGCCUGCCAGGCCGUGGCGGGGGUCUGCAAAUCCAUCCUGACGCUGUCCCACGAGCCCAAGGUGCUGCAGGAGGGGCUGCUGCAGCUCGAGGCCGUGCUCUCGGCGCUGGAGCCCCUGCACCGGCCGAUCGAGGCGCCGGGGGGCUCGGUGCUGCUGCGGGAGCUGGCGGGGGCCGGCAGCGUCCCCGACGCCACGCUCUCGGCUCAGGCCACCCCCUUGCUGCACGCCCUCACCGCCGCCCACGCCUACAUCAUGAUGUUCGUCCACACGUGCCGCGUGGGGCAGAGUGAGAUCCGGGCCAUCUCCGUGAACCAAUGGGGCUCCCAGUUGGGCUUGAGCGUCCUGGGCAAGCUGAGUCAGCUUUACUGCUCCUUGGUGUGGGAGAGCACGGUGCUGCUCUCCCUCUGCACCCCAAAUAGCCUCCCCCCAGGCUGUGAGUUCGGGCAGGCUGACAUGCAGAAACUGGUACCCAAGGAGGAGAAGGCAGCCCCCAGCCCCCCCCAAGGGGGGAAGAGGGCAGAGGGUGAAGCAGAGACCCCGGUGCCGGGGGGCUCUGGGGGUGCUGGGGACCCCCCCCCAGCUCAGGGCCUAUUGGAAGGGAUGGGGCUGGAGAGCGAGGCUCUGGCCCCCAUGGAGACGGACGAGCCCAGCGCCACCGACCCCAAGGCCAAGGCCAAGAUCACCCCGGCCAUGGCCGCCCGCAUCAAGCAGAUCAAGCCCCUGCUCUCCGCCUCGUCGCGCCUGGGCCGGGCUCUGGCCGAGCUCUUCGGGCUCCUGGUGAAGCUCUGCGUGGGCUCCCCCGUGCGCCAGCGCCGCAGCCACCACGCGGCCGCCGCCGCGCCCGCCCCGACCCCUGCGGCCCGCGCCACCGCCUCGGCCCUCACCAAGCUCCUGACCAAGGGGCUGAGCUGGCAGCCCCCCCCCUACACCCCCACCCCGCGGUUCCGCCUGACCUUCUUCAUCUGCUCCGUGGGCUUCACCUCUCCCAUGCUCUUCGACGAGCGCAAGUUCCCCUAUCACCUCAUGCUGCAGAAGUUCCUGUGCUCGGGAGGCCACAACGCCCUCUUCGAGACCUUCAACUGGGCCCUGUCCAUGGGGGGCAAAGUCCCGGUGGCGGAAGGCUUGGAGCAUCCCGACCUUCCCGAUGGCACCGGGGAGUUCCUGGACGCGUGGUUGAUGCUGGUGGAGAAGAUGGUGAACCCCAGCACGGUGCUCGAGUCCCCCCACGCGCUGCCGGCCAAGGCCCCCACCCACGGCACCCCCCACUUCAGCGCCCUGCGCUUCCUCGUCGUCACCCAGAAGGCCGCCUUCACGUGCAUCAAGCAGCUGUGGAACCGGCGCCCGCUCAAGGUGUACGGGGGCCGCAUGGCCGAGUCCAUGCUGGCCAUCCUGUGCCACAUCCUGCGCGGCGAGCCCCUCAUCCGGGAGCGCCUGGGCCGCGAGCGCGAAGGGCCCCGCGCCGAGGAGGAGCCGGGCGCCGAGGAGGGGGGGCCCCGCAGGGAGCCCCAGGUCAACCAACAGCAGCUCCAGCAGCUGAUGGACAUGGGGUUCUCCCGGGAGCACGCUAUGGAAGCCUUGCUCAACACCAACACCAUGGAGCAAGCCACCGAGUACCUCCUCACCCACCCUCCUCCCCUCAUGGGGGGUGUCGUACGGGACCUGAGCAUGUCGGAGGAGGACCAGAUGAUGCGCGCCAUCGCCAUGUCCCUGGGCCAGGACAUCCCCAUGGACCAGCGGGCAGAGUCCCCAGAGGAGGCCGCGUGCCGUAAGGAAGAGGAGGAACGCCGCGCCCGCGAGCGCCAGGAGGAAGAGGAAGCCAAAUGCCUGGAGAAGUUCGAAGGGGCCGAGCCCUUGGAAGCCGCCGAGCUCCUGGCCUUCACCGACGCCAUGCUCCCGGGCUGCUCCCAGCUCCUGGAUGAGCUGCCCGACACCGUGUACCGCGUGUGCGACCUCAUCAUGACGGCCAUCAAGCGCAACGGGGCCGCCUACCGCGACUCCGUCCUCAAGCAGGUGGUGAAGCAGGUUUGGGAAGCAGCCGAUGUCCUCAUCAAGGCAGCCUUGCCCCUCACCACCAGCGACACCAAAACCGUCUCCGAAUGGAUCAGCCAAAUGGCCACGUUGCCUCAGGCUUCCAACUUGGCCACGCGGAUCCUGCUGCUCACCCUCCUCUUCGAGGAGCUGAAGCUGCCCUGUGCUCGGGUGGUGGAAUCCAGCUGCGUCCUCGAUGUCCUCAUCAAGCUGCUGGAAGUGGUGCAGCCCUGCCUGCAAGCUGCCAAGGAGCACAAGGAAGUGCAGACCCCCAAGUGGAUCACCCCUGUCCUCCUGCUCAUUGACUUCUAUGAGAAGACGGCCGUCUCCUCCAAGAGGAGGGCUCAGAUGAACAAGUACCUGCAGGCGAGCGGCAACAACUGGCGCUGGUUCGACGACCGCUCCGGGCGCUGGUGCAGUUACAGCGCCAGCAACAACAGCACCAUCGACGCGGCGUGGCGCGCCGGGGAGCCCAGCGUGCGCUUCACCGCCGGCCGGCGCCGCUACACCGUGCAGUUCACCACCAUGGUGCAGGUGAAUGAGGAGACGGGCAACAGGCGGCCGGUGAUGCUGACGCUGCUGCGCACCCCCCGCAAGGCCGGGAAGGAUGGGGGGGACCCGGAGAGGGCGGCCGAGGAAAACCGGGAUGCGGAGGGAAGGGGCAAAGAGGAGCCCCCUGCCCCAGAGGCCCCCCCCGAGGACGACGCUUCCGCCGCCGCUCCUUCCUCUUCCUCAUCCUCUUCGCCAUCGCCCUCCUCGUGCUGCCCGUCCCCGGAGGAGCCGCCGGUGAAGGGGCUGGCGGAGGAGGCGGUGCCGGCGGUGCUGCGGGCCUGCGUGAGCAUGCUGGGGGUGCCGGUGGACCCCGACACCCUGCACGCCACGCUGCGGCUCUGCCUGCGCCUCACGCGGCACCACAAGCACGCGCUGCUCUUCGCCGAGCUCCGCAGCACCAGAACCAUCCUGGGCCUGACGCAGAGCUCCGGCUUCACCGGCUUCACCCCACUCGUCACCCUCCUCUUCCGGCACAUCAUCGAGGACCCCUGCACCCUGCGGCACACCAUGGAGAAGGUGGUUCGCUCGGCAGCCACGAGCGGUGCCGGCAGCACCACGUCGGGGGUGGUGUCGGGCAGCCUGGGCUCCCGGGAGGUGAAUUACAUCCUGCGGGUGCUGGGCCCCGCCGCCUGCCGCAGCCCCACCGUCUUCACCGAGGUGGCCACCGGCUGCAUCCGCAUCGCCCUGCCCGCCCCCCGCGGCUCCGGCACCGCCUCGGAUGAUGAGUUCGAGAACCUGCGCAUCAAAGGCCCCAACGCGGUGCAGUUGGUGAAGACGACGCCGGUGAAGGCCUCGGCGCUGCCCGUCAUCCCCGAGCCCAUCAAGGACGUCAUCUACGACAUGCUCAAUGCCCUGGCAGCCUACCAUGCCCCCGAGGAGGGGGACAAGGGGGACCCCAAGAGCGCGGCGCCCUCGGAGGUGAGCCAGCUGCUGUCGGACAUCGGCGACGACGUCUACCAGCAGUACCGGAGCCUCACGCGCCAGCCCGGCGACUUCGACCCCCCCUCCGGCUUCGCCAUCAACGCUCAGGUCUUUGGUGCUGAUGGAGCUGCCGCGGAGACGCCGCCGUCGGGGACGCCGCAGGGGGAAGCAGCCAGCCCCGAGGAAGGCCGGGAAGGGCGGAAGGAGAAGGAUGGGGAGCGGGGCGAGGAGCGGCAGCGGGGGAAAGCCUCCAAGCCCCUGAUGCCCACAUCCACCAUCCUGCGGCUGCUGGCCGAGCUCGUGCGCUCCUACGUGGGCAUCGCCACCCUCAUCGCCAACUACAGCUACACCGUGGGGCAGAGCGAGCUCAUCAAGGAGGUGAUGGCGAGGGACACCCCCCCCACGCACCCCAUAGGGACAGAAGAGG
Messenger RNA from Pezoporus occidentalis (night parrot), 6713 nucleotides. Its product is annotated as E3 ubiquitin-protein ligase HUWE1-like. NCBI's taxonomy places the organism in Eukaryota, Metazoa, Chordata, Aves, Psittaciformes, Psittacidae. Gene Ontology annotation, molecular function: zinc ion binding; ubiquitin protein ligase activity; protein binding. Gene Ontology annotation, biological process: base-excision repair; protein polyubiquitination; membrane fusion. Gene Ontology annotation, cellular component: Golgi membrane; nucleus; cytoplasm. The record is from RefSeq and is a predicted model, not a curated record. The transcript has 47 exons. The annotation marks the transcript as partial.